Messenger RNA from Diversispora eburnea, 1656 nucleotides. The record is from the annotation of a GenBank genome assembly. Lineage: Eukaryota; Fungi; Glomeromycota; Glomeromycetes; Diversisporales; Diversisporaceae.
AUGCCUUAUGUCGAUUUAAAUAAAUGCUCUGGAUGUAAAGAGCGAUUUAAAACAGGUCAAGAAUGUCAAGCCCUCAAUUAUCGAGGGAAAACAGUAAUGCAUUCUUUUAUGAUAAACAAAAACAAAGUUUCUCAACAAAACCAACCUAAACCAAAACGAUUAACUGAUAAAGAAAUGCGGGAAUUAUUAACUAAUUUAAAAAAGGAGGCUGACAAAACCCCAGAAGAGAAAGGCAGUUUUAGUUUAGAAGUAAUUUGUAGUGGUAAAGAUAUGGAGAGUAAUGAUUAUGAUUGCGGAAUUUAUCUUCUAAGCUUUGUUGCAUUAAUAAGCGACAAUCCGAAAUUGUUGAAAACAGAAGGAGUUCAUGAAACAGAUUCAAAAAGGCAAAGAAAUUAUUGGCAAAGCAAAGCAAAAAAGUUGUUCAGCAUCGUUGGUAAUAAGGAAUUAGCAUGCAAACAAUGUAAUAUAUAUAAUCAAGAACACAAGAAAACGGCAAAACCUCCAUAUAGGCUUUUACAUGUGCCAACUAUGAAAGUCAUUAUUGGAAUGACUAAUUAUGUAGAAUAUUUUUGUGUGUCUCACGUUUGGGGGAACUUAACAAAUGAUAAAGGUAUUAAGAUGGAAGAUGCUUUUAUACAAGAAAAUAUCGACAAACUAAAAAUAGUUUCGGCAAACUCAGGGGCAAUUAGUGAAGAAUAUUUCGAAAGUCUCAAUGAAAUUUAUGAGUUUAUAAACAGAGAAGAGUGGUUCAGGCAUAUUUGGACAUUCCAAGAAGCAGUAUUAAAUAAAUGCUUGGUUUUUAUAUCAGAAAACGGAACCAUAAAAAUAUGUGGUCACACCAUUGCGGAUGCGACAAGAGCUAGUAAAGAAAUACGAAUGAUCCCAAUACUUAAGGUAUUUAUGGGAAAUUUUUCAGCAUUGUCAAACAAAGAUUCAACAGGAGAUGGUGAAAUACCAGAAGAACUAGAGUAUGUGGCCUCUGGAAGUAAUAAACUACAGUUACAUAAAGUGUUGGGGUUGGUACGCAGAAGAGAAUGUACCAUAGAAGAAGAUAAGAUAUAUGGUGUUCUUGGAUUAAUUAACAUAAAAGAAAUCAAUCCCAUGUAUGGAAUUGGUUAUGAUAAGGCACUAUCUAUGGUAGUUAAAAAUAUAGGCAUUGAUAAAGAAGUUAUAUUAAUUAGUUUAUUACAUCCUAGUGUCGGAUCAUCGGAAGGCAUGCAUUGGUUUCCAAAUACGAAAGACCUACAAGAAUUUGUGCCAGAUAAUUCUGUAAUAGAUAUAAUGGAGAAUAAAAUAGGAGAUGCAAUGAUAUAUGAUUCUGGCAUUCUUUUGCGUGAUCCAGUAAUUACUAACUUUGAAGUUAUUGGACCUCCUAUUUCUAUCGGAAGAGAUAUAUCUACAAAAGACUUUUUGCAUAAACUCGUAGAGUAUAAAAGGAAUUAUGACAGCAUAGUGUUUUCAGGAUUAUUAGUAAGCCUUGGUUUACCAAGACUUGGUAAGAAUCCAAACGAAACUUUUGAAAUUAUUGAAUUAUGGAUAAAAGAUCUAGUAGAAGGAAGAAAAAAUAUUAGAAAAGAAUUAGAUGGAAUAUUAAUUGCAGAAGGAAAAGCAAAAAGGAUUAAUAUUUCACAACAUUCCACACUUUUACUUUUAUAA